GCAGCACUCGUCAUACGAAAUAAAAGAGAAAUUAUUACAAGCUCUGGACAGCGAAUACAAUGUUGUGGACAUGGAUGCAGUUUUGGAAGUUAUUACUGCAUUGGAAAAAGCCAUUAUAACAAAAGAAGCAUUAGAAACUUGUUGAAGCCUCAAAACCCGUCAUUAUUAGAUUUUGGAAGAUGUUCUUUUCCUUCUAAUAGAUAUUUGUCUGGUGCUUUGAAAGCGAUUAAUUUUCACUGAUGACCUUCUUGACAUUGUAUUGACUUUUAUACUUUUCAAGCAAUUUUUAUUAAGAGCAGUGUCAAUUUGAAUUAACUUCCUGUGUUAUUUUGUACUGCUUUUCUAUAGCCUGGUUUCAACAGAAAACUAGAAUUGGAAAGUAUAUAAAUGAAUUGAGGAAAAGGACUAAAAAUGAACAGUUGGCUCGGAGAGCAAAAGAGUUGGUUAAAAGUUGGAGAAAACUUUUACCUCAGACAUCUCAGAGAGUUAAUGGAGAAGAAACCCACAACAGUAUUGUAUCAUCACAUGGUGGUAUGACUGUAUUAGGUCCAGGUCCUGGUCCAGGCAUUGGACCAGGACCUGGACCAGGAAAUCGAACAAUUAAAGCAUAUGUUUCAGUGCCUGGAACUCCAAGAUACAAAACUUCAAGUCCAUCAGUGAUGAUAGAACGAUCUUCUAGUCCCUAUUUCUCUAGUGCCUCAAAUAGCCCAUUAUUAAAUUCUACUGUAUUUCAGGGAUCAAGCUUACCAUCAAUGCCAUCUAACUAUGCUCCUGUUAAAUCGGGAACAUGCCCGACUUCAAGGACAGAUGCUAAUUCUGUAAACAAAACCUUACUUAACACUAGUAAUCAAAGUAAAAACCUGACUUCCAGUCAAAACUUCAAGCCUGUUAGUCCAUCUGUUCUGAAACAAGACAUAGUGACAUCCAGUGGAACUUGUAUUUUGCCUUCUCGGACUUCUCUUAGCACAAGCCCGGGGCUUAGGAGCAAUUCAAAUUCUAGUAGUCCUUUAUUAAUUGCAACUGUGAAUGUGUGUUCUCAAAAUGUUUCCCCAGUGUCAGCAUUUUCAGUCACCCAUUCCAGUCUGGACCUGUCUAAAACAAAUGCUGCAAAUAAGCGGUUACGAAAAGAAAAAGCUUUAACGAACUAUGCAACAACUACAGAACUAACUGCAAGUGAUGCAAAGACUAAAAUUGGUAAUGGAAUGAGUGACGCCACUGAAAAUAAUUUACCUAGUGAGAGUUCAGCAUUCGACAGUGUUACUUCAUGCCAUUCCAAUUCUGUUGAUGGUGAUAAGACACUUUUAAAUACUCCCACAAGAAAUCCAAAGAGAAAAAGGAGCUUUGAUAACAAAAAUGAGCUUCAAGAAAAUCGGUUGGGAGAUAUGAUAGCUUCCUUGCCAUCUGGUGCAAAGCUUCCAAAAGUCAAAACAACACAACAACUUAUUGCCGAUUUACAAGCUAAAAAAGGUUUCAGUACUGUUCUGUCAUCAGAAAGUUUGACUUCUGUUGAUAGUCUUCACAGUUCUGAGGCUGAAGUCUCGCGAACAAAAUCUGAAUUGUUAAAAAAAUUCUUAAUAUCUUCACAGUCUGUCAGAAGUGAAAACAAUCGAGAAAGCCCAGUCGAUGAAUCUAGCGUUUCAGUAAGUGAUUAUGGUUCCCGUUCUGUUCCAGAUGUUUCUUCUGUGAUAAAUACGAACUUGGAUGUUUCCUCUAGCAUUUCUCAUCCUCAUCCUGAUCCUGCUGAUGAGGAAGUAAACAAGAUUCUCUCAGUUCUACCCCCCAUAAAUCCAGCUGAAAUAAACCUUGAUGAUUCUUCUCCACCACCUAGGCGACGAACAUCUGUCACAGAUGGUGACUUAAAUAGGUUGAAUACUCGUUGGGAAUAUGUAAAUGGUGUAUAUGAUUGCAAUGGUACUUGGAGACCAUGGCAGGAAUGUACUGAACAAAAAUCUUAUAUGGAGGAAAGCUUUCAAAUAUUGCCUUAUGUAAAUAUUGAUUAGAUAUUAAAUUGUACACAAUGCAUUAAGGAAAUCAUUUCCUUUUUUUUAAAUACAGUACAGUGUAAAGGAAGCUUUCUGGUAAAGAAUAUAUAUUUAAUCAAUUUGAAGAAUGUGAUAACGAAAUUAAUUUUUAUAUAUAUUUUUUGUUACAGAAAUGCAUACAGAUAUUUUUUUGCCUCUAUUUCUUUUAUUUAUUUUUUACAGAAAAUUUAAUGAAUUGUAAAAAUAUUUCAAUUGAAAUUAAAUUUAAUUCUAAAUAUAGAACAAAAAGAUAUUUGGGAAAAAAAACUUAAGUUUUGCUUUGCUAAAAUAUUUUAGUACAUGAAGAAUUGACAUAUUGAAUUAAAGAUAUGGAAAUUCAUGUAUCAUUCUAAGUCAUUUCAUUUAUAGUUGGCAUUAAAAUGUCAGUUAUAGAUUAGCUUUAUUUAUUUAAUCAGUUUGUUUUUUAUAUUUUAUUCAUUUUGAUGGCUGUGUUUUCCUGUUAAGAUAAAAAAAAAAAAAACUUAUCAAUGUGCAACACUAUAAAGAACUUCUUGUUUUUUUAAUGUUUUCUUUUGUUGCUGUUGUUUGCAAAGUAUAAUUACAUUUCCAAGAUUCAUUUUCUAGUUUAGGUUCUUUGAUUACCUUGGAGCCUAAUCUUGCUGUCAGUGUGAAUGUUAGACACUGUAAUAUUGCAUUUUAAAUAUUUGAUAAAAUUGAUAUAAUGUUGAUUCUAUUCAUGGUUAUUACUCAAAUCCAGAUUAUUUGUUAUGGAUAUACUCAUUGAAUUCACAAAAUCUUACAAAAGUGUUAAAUUUGGGAUUGUUCAGUCACUUUCUGUAGAUGUUUUGUUAAAGUAAAAUAUUGGUUUAGCAUUUAAAAGUUAUUAUAAUACUCAGUGUUAAGACAUGUAUAAAGUUUCAUUAAUCAAAUUGCGGGCACUUUUUCCCUCGCUCGCAGCUAAUGUGACCGAAUCUACUUUGUUGAUCUUGUUUAAUACUCAUUGUUAGUUUUUCACUCCUUUUUAGAGAAAAUGAAAUACUCAAUUAUAAAAGGUUAUACAUAAGAGAAUUUUAUGUAUAAAUAUAACAUUUAUGAGUUGGCCUUGAACAUUUUUAUUCGUUGUUUUUAAUAUUCCUUCAAUGCACAAGCAAGACUGGAAAUGUUAUUUUCCCACUGCCCUUAAUUCAAUUUUGAGAAAUCUCUUUGGUUCCCUUCCCUUUUAUUUCCAAGAAACAUAACAAACUUGCUCACUGACUUCCUUCAUUGGAUUACAUCCAUAUUUGUUGAUAUGCAUGUAUAUCCAAUGUGGUUAUAAAUAUUUGUAUACUCGUAAAAGAUGAGUUUUCAUUUUAAACAACGCAUUUCUAUGUAUUAAUGUGGAAGUUUUAUCACAGAAUAUCUGAAAGUUCAUAAACUUUGUUAAGGUAUUGAAAUAAUUGUGGCUUAACUGUGAUUUUCUGCAUUUUAUUUUGGCUCCCUAUUAAAGAUAAUUUCUAUUCCAAUGAGACAAUGAAAUUAAAAUGAUUUUAAAAGUGCACUUUUAUUAUUGUACUUAAAUGUUGAAAAAUGAUUUUUAUCAAAAAUCUGGAAUUUAAAGCAAAAUUGUGAGCAUGAUGUGCUGAUAUAGAUUCCCUUAGUAGAUUAGAAUUUUAAUCAUAUCAUAAUAUAUUGUCUUUCUUGUGAUAUUUAUUAUGGCUUAAUUUCUUUAUUGCAAUGUUUUCAGCCAUUUACGCUCUUUUUCUGCUUUGAACUUCAGAUUUUUGUUUAAAAAAUUUUUGUUGAAUAAUAAACUAAAAGCAUUCUUUAACCUCUUAAUCGUUGUGCCUAUCCAUCAUAUGUUCUUCAAAUUGUCGCCUGUGAAACUUAUAGCUGAAAAUAAAUCAUUCAAACAGGCUAUAAUUUAACACAAAAUUACAUUUAAUCCAUAAAUGCUUAAGAAUUCUUUGGAUUCUUGAUUGAAUCGAUAAGGUAGCACAUUUCCAUAAUGGUAGGUCUUAACUAAUUAGAUUUUAAAAAAUAAAACGGUCAAGGGGUUAAAGACUAAGCAUUGAUGAGUAAAAAAUAUAUAUUUUAUUAUUAGUAUGGAAUCAUGUAAUCAAUUUUUCUCAAAUUCACUACCAGGUGGUGCUUGUUACAUAAAAUCAAAAUUAAUAUUCAUUGGUAAUUAAUUUCUGCAAAUCUUAAAACAUUAUCUUGUCAUCAGGAAUAUACAGCUGUGAAGAAACUCGGCACAUCAAAGGUGAAUGGAAAAUCGAUUACAAAAUUCCAUCUUUGCUAAGAUGAAAUUUACGAAGAUGCAAGUAGUUAACUAAUUCUUUCUACACACUUUUCGUUAUUUCUUGACCACUAUGUAAAAUUCAGUCAGAUGCAGUGCCAUAUUAUUAAAUUAAUAAUCAAAAUGUAUAACUAUGCAAUAUUUCAAAUGUAUACAAUGUGUAACUACAAAUAAUUACAAUAAUAUAGGUCCAUCUUAAUGUUAUUUUAUAUAAAACGUAGAAAUUUUUGGAAAACUUAUUUUUUAAACUUAUAAUGUGCAGUAAUCUCUGUACUCUAAAUUUAAGACAUUUUGUAUCGGGUAAGAUGACUUACUGCUCUCUCCCAGUUCCCAAUCAACGAAAAUCAUUGUAAGAGUUGAAUAUGCUGUGCAUGCUUUAUGGCCUUUUCAUAAAUGUAGUGAAAAUUUUGUCAGAUUUUGUAAAAGACCGGGCCCUCAGGGUUUGUCCUCUGAUCAGUCUAGUACUUAAAUUCUGUUGGGCAAUAACUUUUAUUUAGUGCCUUUGCUAGUGUGAAAUAAUGCAAUAUCUUUUUGAUAAAUGUGAUUCUGUGAUCUUAUAUAUUUCUGUAAAAUAGCAAAAUGAUUUGGUUAAAGAAUCUUUGUAAUCUUAAAUUUAAGACAUUUUAUACUGGGUAAGGUGACUCGUUGCUUCUUCCCAUUCCCAAUCAACGAAAAGUAAUGUGUAAAAGGUGAACGUGCUGUAUAUCAUUAUGGCCUUUUUAAAAAUUGUUGUGAAAGGCUGGGCCCUCAGGGUUUGUCUUCUGAUCAGUCUGGUACUUAAAUUCUAUUGGGCAAUAAGUUCUAUUUAGUGCCUCAGCUAAUGUGAAAUAAAGCAUUAUCUUUUUGAUAAAUGUGAUUCUGUGAUCUUAUAUAUUUCUGUAAAAUUGGAAAAUGAAUCAGUUGAAGAAUCUUGUACUCAAAAUUGUAUUGCAUAAGUUGGCUCAUUGUUUCUUCCCAUUCGUCAAUUAACGAAAAUUAUUGUAAUGGUUGAAUAUGAUUUUCAUGCAUUACAGCCUUUGUCAAAAUUUUAGUGAAAGUUUUCUGAGAUUCUGUGUAAGACCAGGCCCUCAGGAUUAAUCGCCUCUAAUCAGUCUAGUACUUAAAUUCUAUUCAGCAAUAAGUUCUAUUUAGUGCCUCUGCUAAUGUGAAAUAAUACAUUAACUUUCUGAUAAAUGUGAUUCUGUGAUCGUCUUAUGUAUUUCUGUAAAACAGGGAAAUGAUUUAGUGUAAGAAUGUUCUGCAAUUAUUGUCUUAUUAUAAAUGGAAUGACAGCUAAAGAAGCAGCUCCAUGUGAAUUGAAGGCCUCCUAAUCAUGCAACUUCCUCAAAAGUUUCCUUGGAAACACUUUUCCAGACAAUAAAAAUAUCAAAUCUUAUCUAAACAUUCUAGUUUUUUUUUUGGUCAUUCAACAUCAUGUAAAUAAUAGUGAGUGAAUGAGUGCAAAAAUUUAAACAUGAUAUGAGUAAUAAGAAUUUUAGUGUUAUUUUCUCGUUUUCAUUUCUGUAGAAUUUAUUUCUGGCUUUUAGUUCUCUGUAAAGGUAACUUAAAAUACAAAUUUUAUCCAAUUUGCUCAAAUAAAUGAGAGAUUUAUUUUGUUUCA
This is a messenger RNA of Argiope bruennichi, 5857 nucleotides long. Its product is annotated as mediator of RNA polymerase II transcription subunit 26-like. Gene Ontology annotation, molecular function: transcription coregulator activity. Gene Ontology annotation, biological process: positive regulation of gene expression; regulation of transcription by RNA polymerase II. The coding region runs from base 534 to 2000 and encodes 488 amino acids. The record is from RefSeq and is a predicted model, not a curated record. NCBI's taxonomy places the organism in Eukaryota, Metazoa, Arthropoda, Arachnida, Araneae, Araneidae. Gene Ontology annotation, cellular component: nucleus; core mediator complex; mediator complex. The transcript has 4 exons.